UUGACGUCCAUAAAAUCCUUGUACGCUGGGAUUUGGGUUGCCGUGGCUCUUUACCGCGUUCACAGAAAACACCAGGCACGGAAUUCGACAGCGUUCCGAGUGGCAGGAUUCCGGUAGCAAGUAUUCCGUUGGUAUUUGGGAAACGAUCUCACGAUGGGCUUAAUGGACAGUCUCGGUCUCAGCGGUCUCGCUGGUGGCGUCCAGCGAAUGGACAAGCGACAGUUUCUGUUCCAAAUGCUCAGCUUUGGGAUGAUCGUUUCAUCCGCACUAAUGAUCUGGAAGGGACUGAUGGUCGUCACUGGCAGCGAAUCCCCGAUUGUCGUUGUGCUUAGCGGUAGCAUGGAACCGGCUUUCCAUCGUGGCGACUUGCUGUUCCUCACGAACCAGGACGAACCUGUCCGCGUCGGAGAGAUCGUUGUGUUCAAAAUAGAAGGACGGGACAUUCCGAUCGUCCAUCGAGUGAUUAAACUGCACGAAAAGAGCAACGGUACGGUAAAAUUCCUCACGAAAGGUGACAACAACUCGGUCGACGAUCGAGGUCUGUACGCGCCGGGGCAGCUUUGGUUGACCAAGAAGGACAUUGUAGGUCGAGCGAGAGGUUUCCUCCCGUACGUCGGCAUGAUAACGAUCUACAUGAACGAGUAUCCUAAGCUAAAGUAUGGAAUAUUGGGACUGCUAGCGUUAUACGUAUUGGUGCACAGAGAAUAGGAAAAUGUCGUUUGUGAGUUGAAAUCGUCACAGCAUUUCGCAGCGCCUCUCUUCAAAGCAUUCAGUUUUGUUAACACGUUGCAAUCGCCCAAUGGAUCCCCCUAGGCAGCCGAUUCUGUUUGGAAGAAUUCGGCAGGCAACCAUCUGGUAUCUCACAAGAAACGCAUAAAUAGGGUGAUGAAAAAAAUAAUGCAUAAAUAAAACACUACUUAAAUAAUUCCUUUCGCGUUUCC
Molecule: messenger RNA, 941 nt
Organism: Anopheles coustani
Lineage: Eukaryota; Metazoa; Arthropoda; Insecta; Diptera; Culicidae
Gene: twr
Product: signal peptidase complex catalytic subunit SEC11A
Exons: 3
Coding region: 154-708 (184 amino acids)
Cellular component (GO): signal peptidase complex; membrane
Molecular function (GO): serine-type endopeptidase activity
Source: RefSeq, a predicted model, not a curated record